UCCUCGAAUGUGUAUGAUAACCUCUCUCUCUCUCUCUCUCUCAUUCUGCCGCUCGACCCAGACGGUCGCCUCCCUUUGUAAUGCUUGGUUUAAUCUGCGAAUCCCCGAAUUGGGAUUCCAGACUUUGUGUUCUGAGACAAAGGGAUCUGCAUUAGUAUAUUUUUGUUGGGCAGUUUUGGAGUUAGCAUCGAGCUUGUUACCUUCGACCUGGUGACAGCCGUUGCUUUUGAAACAAUGUUGUUUUGCUGUCAUGAUGGCACCGUGGCUAGGAUCAAGUUCGCCUCGCUCAUUUCCUUGUAAUCAAUGGUUAUUUUUCUUGGGUUUCUGCUUUGGAUUUUGGGAUUGUGGGGGACUGAGAGUUGGAUUGAGGCUCAUUUGGUGAUCAGCAUUUCUUCCAGGAAGACAUGGUACCAUGCUACCGAUGGCCUGUAUUGGACGAAUGAAGCUGGAGCUGGUGUUACCUUCCCUCCCUAGCUGCCUAAUGAAUGCUUUCACCAUGCAACGAGAUGAGAGCAAUCAGAUACAAAAUUGCCUUCUCUCUUCCUGCUCCCCGAUGUCUUUUUUUGCCUUACACCUACCGGGCAAUAGCCACCAACACCACUGCUGUCUCCACCAUACACCACGACCCUUCUUUCGUCGACACCCACCAUCAGUCUCUUCUCACUUACUCUUCCAUGUUCAGAGAAGGUGUGCCCAUAAGCUUCCAAUCUUAUCCUUCACUGCUCAAGGCUUGUGCCACUCUUGGCUCCCUCGAUUUUGGCAGGAUGGUUCACCACAACAUCGUCAAAAUGGGAUUCAGCUCAGACGUUUACAUUGGUGCAUCUCUUAUUGAUAUGUAUGCUAAACUUGGAGAGAUCAAUGAUGCACAUCAUGCAUUUGUCGAAUUGCCCGAGAGAAGUGUAGUCCCUUGGACGGCGAUUAUUACUGGGUACUCGCAGAAUGGUGACAUCAAUAUGGCAUUUAGUAUGUGUAACAUGAUGCGGUUUGAAGGGAUGCAACCGAACUCCGUAACCAUGCUGACUCUUCUUGCUGGGAUUGAUUUGCUUGUGCAUCUGGUGUGUGUGCAUGGAUCCAUUAUAAAGUUCGGGGUUGAAUCAGAUAUUCGGGUUGCUAAUUCUCUUGUAAAUGUGUAUACAAGAUGUGGAAGCUUAGAGUCUGGAGAGCGUGUGUUUUAUGGAAUGGCUGAGCGAGAUAUAGUUUCAUGGAAUACAAUGAUUUCUGGACAUUCCCAAUAUGGAAAUGUUGAAGUUGCUGUUGACCUUUUGCAACACAUGCAACUGUUUGGAGGUGCAAAGCCAGAUUUUCAAACACUAGGAAGUUUGGCAUCUGGUAUUGCAAAUGAGGGCCUUCUUGCACUAGGGAAGUCAAUACAUGCGUUGAUUGUAUCAUAUGGUUUUGAGUCUGAUGUCAUCAUUCAGACUGCACUGAUGGGGAUGUACUCAAAAUGUGGCAGCCUGGAUGAUGCAAUGCUACUUUUUGAGAAUGCCAGGCAUAGAGAUGAUGUUUCAUGGAUGACAAUAAUUUCAGGUCUUGUUCUCAAUGAUCGUGCUGAUGAAUCUCUGACAAUUUUUGCACAAAUGUUUCAGGCAAGAUAUAUACCUUCCACUGCAAUUAUAGCUUGUGCUAUAGCAGCAUGUAGCCAGUUGUGUGCCCUGGACAAGGGAACAUCAAUUCAUGCGUACCUUAUCAGGAACCAUACAGAUAUAGAUAUUGCUGCAGGAAAUUCUCUUGUAACCAUGUAUGCAAAGUGCAGGAGGUUAGAACUAGCAUGGAGAGUUUUCGAACGGAUGAAUGAAAGAGAUGUUGUUUCUUGGAAUGCCAUAGUUUCUGGUCAUACGCAAACUGGCCAACUAGACAAAGCUUUGCUGCUCUUUGCCAAGAUGAAACUUACAGACCAAAGGCCAGACUUGGUGACAAUGGUUGGCCUUCUGCAGGCCUGUGCUGCAUGUGGUGCACUGCACCAAGGGAAGUGGAUUCAUGGGUUCAUACUAAGACAUAAUCUAGAAGCAUCUCUAUUGAUGGAUACUGCGUUGGUUGAUAUGUAUUGCAAAAGUGGUGACAUAGACACAGCAAUGAAAUGCUUCAAUCAGAUGCCUCAAAAGGAUGUCGUCUCAUGGAGCACCAUCAUAGCAGGAUGCGGGAGUCACGGCAAGGGAAAACUUUCCCUGAGUUUGUACUUAGAGAUGCUUGAAUCUGGGAUUCAACCAAACAACGUUACAUUCCUGGCUCUUCUUUCUGCUUGUAGUCAUGCUGGACUUGUUUUUGAAGGUUUGAGGUUGUACAAAUCGAUGGUAGAUGACCACAGGCUGAAACCAAAGAUGGAACACUCUGCUUGUAUAAUCGAUCUCUUAAGCCGUGCAGGAAAAGUGAAUGAUGCAUAUAAGUUCAUUAAUAGUGGAGGAAUAUCCUGCACCACUGACAUGCUUGGGAUACUCCUCACUAACAGCAAGAACCAUGGGAACGUUGGUCUGAGUAAAGACAUCACAGAAGAGAUAGUCGCAAAGGAGCCUGAGACUGCUGAAAAUUUUGUGCAGUUAGCACAAAGCUAUGCUGCAAUCAGUAAUUGGGAGGGUAUGGCUCAGAUGUGGGUAAGAAUGAAAUCUCUUGGGUUAAAGAAGUCUCCUGGAUGGAGUUACAUAGAAUCACAGGGCAUCAUAAAUACAUUCUUUGCAGGUGACUUCUCACAUGCAUGUUCGGACGAUAUUAAGACAAUUCUAUGCGUCUUGAACAUGGAAAUGAGAGAAGAAUGCCAAUGCAGAAUAAGCAGAUCUGAGGCCUAUAGUUCUUGAUCACUCCGACAAAUAACAGCAAAUACAUACAUUAUUAUACAGAAUAAACAUAUCUGUUAUAUAUUAAAUGUGUUUUUCAUAUCUCAGAAUGCAAAAAGAAGAAAAAAUUGAAAACGAUCAAAUGCAGUAGAUUACCAUAUCACAGGCAAAGCUGCAAAGACAUAGUCACAGAGCCCCUUUGCCUAAUACCAGCCAGUAACCACAGUAAGACUGGAAUUUAUGAUCAUACUGAUGACUACUUUUCACCAUUGCCUCCAAAAUUAUGUGAUUAAUGAUUAUACAAGUUGUCUACUGUUUCACCAUGAUCAAUUCCGGAGAAUUUUUUAUGAGCUCAAGGUCAUGAAUACUAGUCUUCUUGUUGUAGAUGGAGUAAUGGACUAACAGAACUCUCAAGAAGCAUCCUGGCGAGAUCAGCAUGGAGUCAUCGGUUUUUGCUGGCGAGGACAAUGUGAGACGCAUUUCGAACACCAGGUGUAUUUCUCUUUUUUAACUCUAUUAUGAAACCUUGCAAUCCCUGUUUGGUGCCCUAUGCGACAGCUGGAUGGUCCAAACUCGUAAUCUAGCGACUUGGCAUAGUACUGAUUACAGCUAUAAGCUGCUGCCAUGCAAAUGAAGUAAAUUUGGAUAUUUCCUAAAAAAAAAGGGGGCUUGUAUAUCAUGCCAGACAGUUUUUGAUAAUAUCUCAUUAUAUGCUAAAGGCCUACUUCAGUUGGCAAACCACAAAGUUCACACUCUGCAAUCAUGGUUAGAAGGCACAACUCGUGCUUGUGAUCUACCAGCAAGAUGAGGAAAUCAGGCAAGCCACAGCUCUCGAACUUGGUUAUUCAAGGAAGCUAAUAAGUGCAGCCAUGAAUUCUUUUUGCCGUCUGGGAAUGACGAUCGUCAUUCAAAUAAUUCUAGUUGGCUACAGAGGUAUGGUUGUCUUCCAAAAGGAGAUCGUAUUCAAGGAGGAAUCUCUCGGGCCUGUUUCUUCAGAGAUAAAGCAUUUUCUGCUGUUUCUGCCUCCUCCUUUGCCUCAGCUACUGCUUCCAGGUGCUUCAACUUCUCUUUCAAAGAAGAUACUUCCUUCUCCAGUUCCCUGACCGUUGAUCCACCAUUCUCCAUUUGACUGACCGUUGAUCCACCAUUCUUCCAUUCCUCAGAGCUUUCGGUUUGCAUCUUCAGAGGUUCAGUAGUCUUCUUCAUCAUCCGUAAUUCCCUUGUAUAAUGGUGCAUGCAGUCAACCGCCAAUGUAAGGAAGACCCUAAACCCUGCACAGAAACGAGGACAAAGUUUAAGAUCGAUACUUGUUACGAGGAUGAGCAGCAAAAUGUACUACCAUCUAUGCAUGGAAUCUACUCAUAACAAGGUGAUUGUUAUGACUAGAAGUAAUCAGUAAUAUUUUGAGUCCAUCAAACUGAUGUUGCAUGGCCUUGGUGAUGUGCAAGGGAUCCACACCAAAAUCCAUGGUUUAUCAAUCUAAGUAUCUUUGUACUACUAUGACAUUGACAAAUCCUAAAAGGAGGGUCUGUUCUUAAAUUUA
Nymphaea colorata (pocket water lily) is the source of this 4311-nucleotide messenger RNA. Its product is annotated as pentatricopeptide repeat-containing protein At4g04370. Lineage: Eukaryota; Viridiplantae; Streptophyta; Magnoliopsida; Nymphaeales; Nymphaeaceae. The transcript is spliced from 2 exons. Gene Ontology annotation, biological process: RNA modification. The record is from RefSeq and is a predicted model, not a curated record. The coding region runs from base 486 to 2789 and encodes 767 amino acids. Gene Ontology annotation, molecular function: protein binding; RNA binding.